Molecule: messenger RNA, 8277 nt
Organism: Physeter macrocephalus (sperm whale)
Lineage: Eukaryota; Metazoa; Chordata; Mammalia; Artiodactyla; Physeteridae
Gene: LTBP2
Product: latent transforming growth factor beta binding protein 2
Exons: 34
Coding region: 285-5471 (1728 amino acids)
Molecular function (GO): calcium ion binding
Source: RefSeq, a predicted model, not a curated record
GGCUACAGUGACCGGGAGAAGGCGCGGCGGUGCGACAGCGGUGCCCACCCAGCUAGAGACGGAGCGCGGCCGCCGGGCUCAUUGCGCGCAGCCCCGGGCCGCUCCCGCAGCCUGGCCCUCGCUCCUCGGAGAGCCUGGCCCGCAGUCUGAUUCGGGACCCCCUAGACGGGGAGAGGCGGGCCACCGGGAGGGGACCGGAGCGCAGCCAGAGGGCGGCCAGGCGCACAGACUGCGAGCCCCGGGGCAGUUACCCGCGCGCGCCGCUUUCCGGGCGCCCCGGCGCCAUGAGGCCCCCAGCCACCACCCGCUGUCCCGGGCGCGUCCUUCGGAACCCCUGGAGGAGCUUCUUGCCUCUCACCCUGGCUCUCUUCGUGGGCAUGGGUCAUGCUCAGAGGGACCCGGUGGGCAGUUACGAGCCGGCUGGAAGGGACGCGAGUCGGCUGCGGCGCCCCGGGGGCAGCCAUCCCGCAGCGGCUACAGCCAAGGUGUACAGUCUGUUCCGGGAGCAGAACGUGCCUGUUCCGGGUUUGCCGCCCGCGGAGCGGACCCAACCUGGCUGGGGGAGCCCCAGCAGGCCCGCCGAGGCGGAGGCCAGGAGGCCGCCCCGCGCGCAGCAGCCGCGGCGAGUCCAGCCACCUGCGCAGACCUGGAGAAGCCGGGCCCUGCGCCAGCAGCAGUCCGCACCCCGGGCCCGGGCCCCCCCGGCUCUCCCGCGCCUCGGGACCACGCAGCGGCCGCGGGCUGCGCGAGGGCGGCUAACGGGGAGGAAUGUCUGCGGGGGACAGUGCUGCCCAGGAUGGACAACAGCAAACAGUACCAAUCACUGUAUCAAACCCGUGUGCCAGCCGCCCUGCCAGAACAGGGGCUCCUGCAGCCGGCCCCAGCUCUGCGUGUGCCGCUCCGGCUUCCGCGGAGCCCGCUGUGAAGAGGUCAUUCCAGAGGAGGAAUUCGACCCCCAGAACUCCAGGCUGGCACCCCGACGCUCAGCCGAGGGAUCUCCCAACCUGCGCAGGAGCAGCGCGGCCAGAGAAAGCACCACAGCCAGAGCGCGGCCACCAGCACCACGGCCGCCGCUGGACAGGACCCUGAGUGGGCUCAGCCAGACACACGCCACCCAGCAGCACGUGGGGCUGUCCCAGACUGUCCGACUUUACCUGGCCACUGCGGCCAAUGGCCAGCUGACCUCCAAUGCCCUGCCCAUGGGGCCAGGCCCUGAACGGAAGGAUGGUGCCCAGCAGGCAGCAUAUCUGCACCACCCAUCAUCCUCCUGGGGGCUGAAUCUCACGGAGAAAAUCAAGAAGAUCAAGAUCGUCUUCACUCCCACCAUCUGCAAGCAGACCUGUGCCCAUGGGCGCUGUGCCAGCAGCUGCGAGCGUGGCGACACCACCACCCUGUACAGCCAGAGCGGCCACGGACAUGACCCCAAGUCUGGUUUCCGAAUCUAUUUCUGCCAGAUCCCCUGCCUGAAUGGAGGCCGCUGCAUUGGUAGGGACGAAUGCUGGUGCCCCACCAACUCCACUGGGAAGUUCUGCCACCUGCCCACUCCCAAUCUGGACAGGGAGCCUCCAGAGAGGGGGGUCCGCCACAGGGCCUCGCCACAGGGCCCCCUGAAGCAGUCCACUUUCACGCUGCCUCUCUCCAACCAGAUGGCCUCUGUGAGCCCCUCCUUGGUGAAGGUGCACAUCCACCACCCGCCUGAGGCCUCCGUGCAGGUCCACCAGGUGGCUCGGGUACGGGGCGAGGUCGAGGCGGCCCCAGAGGAGAACAGCGUGGAGACCAGACCCUCGCCCUGGCUCCCCGCCAGCCCCGGCCAUGGUCCCUGGGACAGCAACAGCAUCCCGGCUCGGUCUGGAGAGGUUCCUCGGCCACCACCCCAAGUGGUGCCCAGGACUCCGGCACUGCUGGGCCGGUGCUACCUGAGUGCUGUGAAUGGACAGUGUGCCAACCCCCUGCUGGAGCUGACUGCCCAAGAGGACUGCUGUGGCAGUGUGGGAGCCUUCUGGGGAGUGACCUCCUGUGCCCCGUGUCCACCCAGACCAGCCUCCCCAGUGAUUGAAAAUGGCCAGCUGGAGUGUCCCCAGGGAUACAAGAGACUGAACCUCACUCACUGCCAAGAUAUCAACGAGUGCCUGACCCUGGGCCUGUGCGAGGACUCGGAUUGCGUGAACACCAGGGGCAGCUACCUGUGCACCUGCAGACCCGGCCUCCUGCUGGAUCCGUCCAGGAGUCGCUGUGUGUCGGACAAAGCCGUCUCCAUGCAGCAGGGGCCGUGCUACCGGUUGCUGGGGCCCGGCACCUGCACCCUGCCUUUGGCCCAGCGGAUCACCAAGCAGAUAUGCUGCUGCAGCCGAGUGGGCAAAGCCUGGGGCAGCAAGUGUGAGAAGUGCCCCGUGCCUGGCACAGAGGCCUUCAGGGAGAUCUGCCCUGCCGGCCACGGCUACACCUACUCAAGCUCAGACAUCCGUCUGUCCAUGAGGAAAGCCGAGGAGGAGGAACUGACCAGGCCCUUGAGGGAGCAGGGAAAGAAGAGCAAUGCGACCCUGCCCAGGCCAGCAGAGAGGCAGCCACUCCGGGAGGCCACCGGCACCUGGCUGGAGGCCGGGACCACCCCUGACAAAGGUGACUCUCAGGCUGGCCAGGUCACAACCAGUGUUACCCAGCUAUCUGCCUGGGUCCCAGGAGAUGCCCUAGGAAGACCAACGCCGCCACUGCCUGGACAGGGGAUCCCGGAGGCCCGGGAAGAAGAGCAAGUGACCGCCCCCACCGAUGUGCUGGUGACCCCGGCCCCGACAGGCAUUGACAGAUGUGCUGCUGGAGCCACCAACAUCUGUGGUCCGGGAACCUGUGUGAACCUCCCUGAUGGAUACAGAUGCAUCUGCAGCCCCGGCUACCGGCUGCACCCCAGCCAGGCCUACUGCACAGAUGACGAUGAGUGUCUGGGGGACCCCUGCAAGGGGAGGGGGCGCUGUGUCAACCACGUGGGCUCCUACUCCUGCUUCUGCUACCCUGGCUACACGCUGGCCACCUCGGGGGCCACACAGGAAUGCCAAGACAUAGACGAGUGUGAGCAGCCUGAGGUGUGCAGCGGGGGGCGGUGCACCAACACGGAGGGUUCCUACCACUGCGAGUGUGACCAGGGCUACGUGAUGGUCAGGAAGGGACAUUGCCAAGAUAUCGACGAAUGCCAUCACCCUGGCACCUGCCCUGACGGGAGAUGCGUCAACUCCCCCGGCUCCUACACUUGCCUGCCCUGCGAGGAGGGCUACAGGGGCCAGAGUGGGAGCUGCGUAGAUGUGAAUGAGUGUCUGACCCCUGGGGUCUGCACCCAUGGAACGUGCAUCAACCUGGAGGGCUCCUUUAGAUGCUCUUGUGAGCCGGGCUACGAGGUCACCUCAGACGAGAAGGGCUGCCAAGAUGUUGACGAGUGUGCCAGCCGGGCCUCGUGCCCCACGGGCCUCUGCCUCAACACGGAGGGCUCCUUCACCUGCUCGGCCUGCGAGAGUGGGUACUGGGUGAAUGAGGACGGCACCGCCUGCGAAGAUGUGGAUGAGUGUGAAGACCCCCAGAGCAGCUGCCUGGGAGGCGAGUGCAAGAACACGGCUGGCUCCUACCAGUGCCUCUGUCCCCCGGGCUUCCAGCUGGCCAACGGCACCGUGUGUGAGGACGUGGACGAGUGCGUGGGAGAGGAGUACUGCGCACCGCGCGGCGAGUGCCUCAACAGCCACGGGUCCUUUUUCUGUCUCUGCGCCCCCGGCUUUGCCAGCGCAGAGGGCGGCGCCAGCUGCCAGGAUGUGGACGAGUGUGCAGUCACUGACCGGUGUCUCGGGGGGCAAUGUGUCAACACUGAGGGCUCCUUCAACUGUCUGUGCAAGACUGGCUUCCAGCCCUCCCCAGAGAGCGGGGAGUGUGUGGACAUAGACGAGUGUGCCAACGACACCAUGUGUGGCAGCCACGGCUUCUGCGACAACACCGACGGCUCCUUCCGCUGCCUCUGUGACCAGGGCUUCGAGACCUCGCCCUCCGGCUGGGACUGCGUUGACGUGAAUGAGUGCGAGCUCAUGCUGGCGGUGUGCGGGGCGGCACUCUGCGAGAACGUGGAGGGCUCCUUCCUGUGCCUCUGCGCCAGCGACCUGGAGGAGUACGAUGCUCAGGAGGGGCGCUGCCGACCGCGGGUGGCUGGAGGUCAGAAGAUCCCUGAGGCCCCGCCAGGGGAACACCCCCCAGGCCCCAUCCGCAUGGGAUGCUACUCUGGGCAAAAGGGCCAGCCGCCCUGCUCCAGCCUUCUGGGCCGGAACACCACGCAGGCCGAGUGCUGCUGCACCCAGGGCACCGGCUGGGGAGAUGCCUGUGAGCUGUGCCCAGCCGAGGACUCAGUCGAAUUCAGCGAGAUCUGCCCUAGUGGGAAAGGCUACAUCCCUGUGGAAGGAGCCUGGAUGUUUGGACAGACCACAUACACAGAUGCCGACGAGUGUGUGAUGUUUGGGCCCGGUCUCUGCCAGAACGGCCGGUGCCUCAACACGGUGCCUGGCUACAUCUGCCUGUGCGAUCCUGGCUACCACUACGAUGCGGCCCGCAGGAAGUGUGAGGAUCACGACGAGUGCCAGGACAUGGCCUGUGAGAAUGGCGGGUGUAUGAACACGGAAGGCUCUUUCCACUGCUUCUGCAGCCCGCCCCUCACCCUGGACCUCAGCCAGCAGCGCUGCGUGAACAGCACCAGCGGUGCGGAGGACCUGCCUGACCAUGACAUCCACACGGACAUCUGCUGGAAGAAAGUCACCAAUUACGUGUGCAGCCAUCCCCUGCACGGGCGCCACACCACCUACACCGAGUGCUGCUGCCAGGACGGCGAGGCCUGGAGCCAGCAGUGUGCUCUGUGCCCCCCCAGGAGCUCUGAGGUCUACGCUCAGCUGUGCAACGUGGCCCGCAUUGAAGCGGAGCGGGAGGCCGGGGUCCACUUCCGGCCCGGCUAUGAGUAUGGCCCUGGGCCCGAGGACCUGCACUACAGCCUCUAUGGCCCAGACGGGGUCCCCUUCUACAACUACCUGGGCCCCGAGGACACCAUCCCUGAGCCGCUCUUCCCCAACAUGGCCAGCCGCCCAGGGGACCGCACGCCGGUCCUUGAGCCUCCACUGCAGCCCUCAGAACUCCAGCCCCACUACGUGGCCAGCCAUCCAGAGCACCAGGCCGGCUUUGAAGGGCUUCAGGCAGAGGAGUGCGGCAUCCUGAACGGCUGUGAGAACGGCCGCUGCGUGCGCGUGCAGGAGGGCUACACCUGUGACUGCUUUGAGGGCUUCCAGCUGGACACAGCCGACAUGGCCUGUGUGGAUGUGAAUGAAUGUGAUGACUUGAACGGGCCUGCAGCACUCUGUGUCCACGGUCACUGCGAGAACACGGAGGGCUCCUACCGCUGCCGCUGCCCCCCAGGUCAUGUUGCCGAGGCAGGCCCCCCACGCUGCACCGCCAAGGAGUAGCAGUGAGCGGUCAGUGCAGGCAGUUACCUGGAAAUGGGCCCUGGCCACAGGCGGGGCCUUCAGGAAGCUUUCCUAGUUGGGGAGACGACAUGAAGACACCGGGCAGGAGGCCCUGCAGCCAGCCUCACCUGCUUUUCAUCUCCCCCAGCUUCGGCUCUGGCUGUGAGCUUCUGUCACCACCUCCACACCGCCAUGCUCUUGCUUGGCUCAAACACCACCAAAUGCUUUAAUGCUUCAACCACUGGCCGUGAGGCCCAGUCUGCCAUCUGUCCUGGCCUUGCUAUGGGAUGCUUCCCAAAGGAUGGCCCUGAACCAGCCCCUCAAGCCGUGCAAACAUGCAAGGUCCUUCGGCCUCACGCUGCACACACCCUUUUCCAGCCAUGAUCCACGUAUCAUCCUGAUGAUUCCACACCUGGAUCAGAGGCUAUAUCUGCCCUGGGAUGGUCCUUCAGAAUCUAUCAAGCAAAAAAGGAUUGGGGGGAGUUUGGGGAGUGACUCCAAUGCCUCCUCCCAAGAACCAUCACCACCACUCAGCAAAUCUGGUCUGGGCCAGUUGUGCCUCAUCUCCACCUUGUUGCCAGUUCUGUGGCCCCAGGGAGGGGCAGAAGAUCCCCUCAUCUCAGAGAAGCAAGACUGAUACUAUAUUGCUAGUAAGAGACACAGAUGAAGGGAAGCAAGGAGCCUAAGCAGCCAAAAGGCAACGCAAAAAAAUAUGGGGAGUUGAUAAAAAAAAAAGGGGGAGCCAGGGCUUUAUACAAGUCUAAAGAAAAUAUUCAGUAGCUUCAGGUAGAUAAACAUUCAGAAUCUACCCAGCAAUAGCUCCUGUACACCACAGCAAGGGCUGCCACAAAGCAGGGUGCCCACCUCCGAAGACCUCUGUUACAUACAUACUGCUUCUCACAGGAAACAAAUCUCUCCUGGGCUCUCCUUUUGUGGACACCAGUUUGAUGUGCUAAAAAUAAAGAGGUCUAUUUUCUAGCUUAUGAAAUACAGUGUAAUCUUGUUUAGGGGAAGCGAGAUUUCCUAUGUUGUUUCUUCUCUCUACUCAGAGGCCUCUGUCCUCUUCCCCUUCAUAAAACGGCUGGCUGGCAUCCCACUGAGUUUACAAGUAGAGACUCACUCCAACCUUGGCUAGCUGGGAGUUUAAAACCACGGUGGAAUAAAAAAAAUGUACAUCUGGGCUCUUCUGUUUUUGUUUUUAUUUCAUAUUAAACCAAAUUUAUAAACCAAAUUUCUUGGCCGAGUCUAAAUAUUAGAGAUGAGGCUGUGCUAGCCCCUCGCCAGCUCUGCCGAUAGCCUAUGAGUGGGUUCCAGUAUCCAAUAGGAAAAGGUUCUUUCCUCUUCUAAGACAAAGAAAGCUCUGACUUUGCAUUUCUCUGAUGAAUGGCAAUGUAAAUGAACAAGGCUGUGUGCCUGAAGACAUGGAGAUGAAUGCUCUUUUCUUAAUUUAAUCUGUCCUGUCCUACCUGCUGCUCUGUCAGCCAUCACAAAAUAACUUAUUGAAUGCUUGCUAUGUGCCAGGCCGGUGUUGAAUGCUGUACACAAAUUUCAUUUAAUCAUCCAACAAUCCUACUUACUAUUUUUAUUCCCAAUUUACAGAUGAGGAACUUGGACUUACAAAGCUUAAAUAAUUUGUUCUAGGUCACUAUACUAGUUGAGAUGUUCUCAGCAGACAAAAAUAUAUAGCUCUUAAACAUAUGAAAAUAUUCUGACCUUCAUUCAUAAUAAAAAGAAACACAAGUUAAAACUACACUGAGACACUUUUUUAAACUGUCAGAUUGGCAAAGAUUUAAGUUCGUUAAAACUCCUAAUUGGCAAGCACCUGGGGAAAGAGGUACUCACGUACAUAGCUGACCGGAGUAUAUAUUGACACAACUUCUGAAGAGGAUAAUAUGGCAGUGUCUUUCAAAAUUAUAAAAGCACUUACUCUUUAAAUCAGUAAUUCCACUUCUUGGAAUUUAACCUUCAGAUAUAUUCUUACCAAAUGGAAAAUGACAUAUGUAAGAGGUUAUUUAUUACAGCAUUAUUUGUAAUAGCAAAAGGUUAGAAGCAAUUAAUUGCUAUGGAGCCCUAAUAAGAAAAAAAAAAAGUGGCUCUAAAUGCCUGGGUAAGAUUUCCAAAAUAGAUUAAGGGGAAAAGGUUAUACAACAAAGUGAAGGCUACGCAGCUAUUGCUAUUUGUCUAAAACAGAGGGGGAAAAGAAUUGGAUAUCUGCUGACCUCAUCCUUGCUACUCCACCUCACACGCCAUAUUUCAGAGAACUCACCAUUCCUCAAUAUGCCCUUCAAGUGCUGCACUUUCUUAAAUGCUGUUCCCACCGCUCCUCCUCCCACCCCUCACCUUCCUGCUCGCCCUUCCCAAGACAUUUCACGCAUAUACACAUACUUCCUUGUAUUAGAAACACAAAUGGCAUACCGUGCAUGGUGUUCUGCACUUUUUUUACUUAAUACAUACUUGCACAUAAAGGGCUGUCUCAUUCUAUUUUAUAACUGUAUACUUCUCCAUUGAACGGAUAAAUCAUAAUUUAUUUAAUCAAUCCCCUAUUAAUGGAUAUUUCCAUUGUUUCCUAUCUUUUGCUAUUAAAAAUAACGCUGUAAUGAACAUUCUUGUGCAUAUGUUAUUUCACAUUAUAUCUACGGAAUUGUACCUGUGGGCUCAAUUCUUAGAAACAAGGGUAGUUGAUGGGGAGGUCAACAGAGUGCAUGGGCACAGGAUUGGGAGACUUUUCACUGUAUUCCCUUUUGUGUCUUUUUGAAUUUUGUACCAUAUGUCUUACCUAUUCAAAAAUAAAAUAUUUUUAAAUACA